AUGGGCGACAUCCCGCAACAUCAAUACUCAGACUUUCGCAGUGAAGUGGUGGCUGGUCUCCCUUUCUUCACGCCAAAGCAGAGAGUACCAGUCGGCACCGCGAUUCUCGAUCCCAAGAACGGCGUUACUGCAGAUUCAAUCACCCCUGCCUUCCAGCCAAUCACUAUCCGGGGCAACACGUUCCAGAAUCGCAUAUGGGUCGCCCCAAUGUGCAUGUAUAGUUGCCAGAAUGGCAUGUUUAGCGACUUUCACGUGGCCCAUUAUGGGCAAUGGGCCAUGAGAGGGUCUGCUUUGAUCCAUUUGGAAGCAACCGCAGUGACAGCCAGAGGUCGUAACACACCUCAGGAUGCCGGCCUCUGGUCUGACGCCCAUAUUGCGCCUCUAAAACGAAUUGUCGACCUCAUCCAUUCGCAAUCUCAAAAGGUCGCAAUCCAGCUCCAGCACGCCGGUCGCAAAGGCAGCGUCACUCCACCAUGGCUGGGUCUCCGUCUCGUUCCUGAUGAAUUUGAUGGGUACGCCAAACAAGUUCAGGGCCCUACUGCCGAGCCCUGGAAUGAGAACUACGCAACCCCUGGAGAGAUGUCAGAACACGAGAUCCUUGAGACCAUCGAAGCUUACGGCCAGGCCGCUCGCAGGGCUGUCGAGGCUGGAGUUGAUGUGAUUGCUGUUCAUGGUGCUCAUGGAUAUUUGUUGCACUCGUUCGCGUCACCUGCGACCAAUAAACGAACAGACAAAUGGGGUGGAAGCUUUGAGAACCGCGUCCGAAUCGGCCUGGAGGUGAUCCGUGCUAUACGACGUAACAUUCCAGAGAAAAUGCCCGUAUUUUGGAAGAUCUCAGCUGUGGACUGGCUGCCAAAGGGAGAAGGAUGGGAGUUGGAAGAUACUCUGCGAUACAUCCCUAUCCUUGCUGCAGAGGGCGUGGAUCUUUUUGAUGUUUCAAGUGGAGGCACCGAUCGGAGACAACAGGUUCAGCUUGGCCAGCAAUACCAGGUCCCCUUCGCCAAGGCUGUCAAGGACCUCAAGCUGCCAAACGUAUUCGUAGCUGCUGUUGGCUGGAUUCGAGAUGCCGACACUGUUCACGAUAUCUUGAGCAAUGGAAAAGCCGAUGUUGUACACGUCGCACGAGAGUUUCUGCGAGAUCCCAACUUUGUCCAGCGGGUUGCACUCGCUACAGGGACUGAAGUCACCUGGGUUGAUCAGUAUCACCGCGCUCCUAUGAACAAAAAGUAUGUUGAGUCUACGACAACCAUUACGACAGACGCCAAAGUGUCGAAAGAUGUAAUUCGAUCGCACGAUGCCCAGGUAUCAAACAAGCUAGCUUCUCAGUAA
Trichoderma gamsii is the source of this 1329-nucleotide messenger RNA. RefSeq names its product NADPH dehydrogenase. Bases 1 to 1329 code for a protein of 442 amino acids. Gene Ontology annotation, cellular component: intracellular anatomical structure. Gene Ontology annotation, molecular function: NADPH dehydrogenase activity; FMN binding; NADP binding. Lineage: Eukaryota; Fungi; Ascomycota; Sordariomycetes; Hypocreales; Hypocreaceae. The record is from RefSeq and is a predicted model, not a curated record. The transcript is spliced from 5 exons.